Messenger RNA from Biomphalaria glabrata, 6037 nucleotides. RefSeq names its product nucleoporin NUP188-like. The record is from RefSeq and is a predicted model, not a curated record. Lineage: Eukaryota; Metazoa; Mollusca; Gastropoda; Planorbidae. Bases 63 to 5573 code for a protein of 1836 amino acids. Gene Ontology annotation, cellular component: nuclear pore inner ring. The transcript has 50 exons. Gene Ontology annotation, biological process: RNA export from nucleus; protein import into nucleus. Gene Ontology annotation, molecular function: structural constituent of nuclear pore.
UUUUUUUUCGCUUGUUUCAUGGUUAGAAACAUAUUUCUUCUUUACUGUUCUAAUACUUGAACAUGGCGGGCGCCAACGCUGAAAGUUUUGGCAACAGGCAGCUGUGGCAGACUAUUGGUGGAGCUGGAUACCUGACACUAAGACCAAAUGAAUAUAUUGAACAAGAAUUAAAAAACCACAGAGAUAAAUUAUCACAAGGAAUUUUAUUUUACAAAAAACAGAGAAGCCCAUCUGAAGAACACUUGAAUAAGAGGAAAGUAAAAUCACCUCAAAAGGAAUUUGUCAUCAGAUUAAGUCAUCUUUUGGGACUUGAUGAACUUCAAAGUCAUGACCUGUUCUGUGCCUAUCUAUUUACUGAAUUCAGAGGAUCACAAAAGGAUAUUGCUAACAUUCUCAGCCAUGAACGCCACUCAGAGACUUUACUGUUGAAAAUUCAAGAGUUUUACUACAGUGAGCGUCUCUAUCUUAUUAGAGCUUUGAGGCACUUGGUCUAUUAUCUGAACAAGCAGCACACUUAUAAGGAUGUCUUCAUUUCAUUUGCAAAAGGAUUGUUGGACAAUAACCAUUUGAGCAAAAAGGUGAUAGCCCAGUUUGAGGAAGUCAGCAGUUCUCCAUUGCCAACCAAAGAAACACAUGGACCACUGAUGACAAGGACACAGGCAUUGAGCUGGGCAUUACAGAAUCUAAAGGAACAAGUGGAACUUUUGGAGCUGUUGGUCAUCUACUACAGUGUGGUUGAGAUGGAUGUCCAGACAUUUUUAGAUCUGUUUGCUAGAUUUAAGAAACACAAUUUUGGUUGGGGUCAAAACUUCAAACAUCUUGUAGAUGGUCAAAUGGACAAGCUUUUCAAAAGAAUUGGCCAUUUGGAGUUAUUGAUACUUAUUGAGGGCUUAGAUCUAUUAGCAGCAGCCAGUCUCAAGAAUGCAACCAACCUGUCUCCACAGUCUCAUAUCAUUUUGUCUGAUAGCAAUGUAAUUGAGAAAGUGGAUGCAGUCUUUUCACAGUUACGUUCAGAGUUAAUCCAUGGACCUCUCCUUCUGUCCUGGUCUAUCCUACAGUACAUCCUUGGGGAGCUGAAUCAAAAUCAGGAUUCUGCCGAAGGAGGGGAAACUGUGAGGUCAUCAAAAGCCUUCAGCAAGUCACGUCAUUAUGGAAAUUUAGCACUGCAGUUAGGGGUGUUAGAUUAUUUACUGGAUCUCUUACAAUCUGAGGCAUUCAUUGGUAAAUCAGAUCUAGCCACAACAGCACAGUAUAUUGUGUAUACAGUGAUAGCUAGUUUAUUGAAUAUGUUCCAUGAGGACUCACUUGGAAAUACAGAGAUACUGUAUAUAAUUGUUUCCAAACUUCUUUCCUGUGAUUUUAUUGCAGAGAUAUUUUGGGACAGGCCAGAGUCAGAAGGAGUGUUCAAUUUGUACCAGUCAGCCAAGAGCAGAUUUCCUGCUGAUUUCAGCUCUUUCAUUCAGUUCAAUAUUUCUCUAGCAAGUACUGGAGACAAAUCUGCAGUGAAGGUGAAAUCUGAACUCUCUUUGUGUAACUUGUACACUGAGCUCCUCGAAAACAGCAGAAGUCAAGACUUAGUUCCUACUUCACAAAAAGGUGUUUUUACACUAGGGAGAAAUAAAUAUCCUUUUCCAAACAGUGACUUCAUGAUAGCAAGUGGAUGUGAAGGAUAUGUGUCAGCCCAGUCAUCCAGUGGCGACAUUAGUACAGAUUGUCAGCUUAUUAGAUGGGAGGCUACAUAUAACGGAUGGCAUUAUCUACUAGGAGAGAUUCAGGAACUUCUGAGACAAGUGUCUCAUGGAGCAGGUGACCUGUAUAUUUCAGGAAUGGUACAAACUGAACAGGUGUUGAAGGUCUCCAUGGUAAUGAGGCUGGUGAAGGAAAUCAUGGCCAGUCACACUUCAUCUGUUCCAGAGUUUUCUGAGAUCACUCAACUAGGUUACCAAAUUCUUUUAAGAUUUGCCGUUCUGAAUCCAGCACCACUAGAAUUACUCAGUCACACCAUUCAGUGUUUGUCUUUAUCUGUUCCAGAUUUUUAUACAGAUGUUUUUCAUCAUCUGAAGCAAACUGGUUUUCUCCCAUUUUUAACCAAAAACAUAAGUAGUUUCAGUGACAUUCAAAGUGGGGAUGGUGUGAACCAGGGAUUGUAUGGCUGUGUGUUAACUGGGACUGAAUGUGCUCAAGGUGUUUACAUUGUCACAUUGGCCACCCUGGAUCUAGUCACUCAGUUAGUACAGUAUUCCUCCAAGCAGGGAACUGAGCAUGAGCAUCUGGCUAGUGUCUUGUUUCUCCUGAGAGAAGUUUUCCCUCGGUAUAAUAAAUGGCGUUUUGUGGAUCAUGAUCAGUAUAAAUGUAUUGGUCAAAAGUGUCUCCAAUUGUUUCAUGGUAUUUUCAAUUUUGCAAACAUUCUAGAACAUCAGAAAGAGCUGAAGCAGCAUCAGCCAAGUGUUCAGGAAGCCUGUGUUUACAGUUUAUUGUUUACUGAUGCUGGGCGAGCGUUGCUAGAAAUCAUAUCCAUUGGGGUGGACAACAUCCAGUCAGCCAUUGCUCAGCAGGCUAGUUUGCUGAAAGGUCUUGGUGUUGACAUGGUGGAACUCAUCCAGAUUGCCUUAUCUCUACUCAACCUAUUGUUGCUUCUCAAACCUCCCAAUCUUGGUGCUUCUCCUGUGGAGCAGGCUCUGUCUUCUCAACCCCCUGGCCGUCAGCACCAGCAUCUGGUGGCCACCAUAGCCCAGUACAUCUUUCAUCGUCACAAUCACAGAUUACCCAAUUUGUCAGUUUUGUUGCUAAAACGGUUGGCCAUGGUUUCACCAAUGUCAAUCCUUGCUUGUCUUGGCAAUGAAGCUGAGUCAAUUAGAGAUAUGUUUCUGACAAGACUACAAGCAGUUUCUGAGGACAUUCAACUGAAAGUUAGCAUCCUAGAGUUCCUGUCUGUAUGUGUUGACACACAACCUGGUCUUCUAGAACUGUUUCUAAAUGUUCAGCAGCCCGAAGACAAAGCUACAGAGAAAACCAAACCCGAUUUGAAAGUUGGACGUAACAGCUGCCUGCCCAUACUGCUGGACUUGAUGGAGGUCAAAAAACAGUGUACUUAUGAAUGUCCACCUGAACUGCUGUGUGCCUGUCUGGACCUUGUUCACUCUCUGUGGCAUGGAAUGAGAGAAACACCCAUGACUGUUCUCAGAGAUAAAGAUAGUUUCUGGCCCAGUGUGUUAGCACCCUUGUUGAAGGACCUCCCAGUUGCAGACAAACAGGCCUUCAAGUUUCAAACAAGACUGCGUGCAUCUGCUUUGAGACUUGCAGCUCUGGAAGUGCAUGCUGUACCUACUUCCCAGCUUAGUAGCAGCUUUAAGAAAAAUCUGGGCUCAACAUUUGCCAAUGAAAGGAUAGUGUACUGGUCAAAUGCUAUUAAAGAUUGCAUUCUUACAGCGGCCAAGGAAACCAAAGCAUUGGAAGCACAUCAUGACCAGACAGUGGCAGACCUCCCAGCUCUUAAUUUGCUCUUAGCAUGGAAGAGUUUCUUGACUACAUUAACAUGUUAUAAGGUCACAGACAUUAAGCUGUCUGACAAGAUAAAAUAUACAAUUCUUCUUGACCUGCUUCAUGGCAUCAAUGCUCAGUUUGAAUCAGGUGAUCCAACGCCUGUGAAGAUGAAACUUGCUUCUAUAGCCAGCGGGCUGUAUUUUACAUUAAUCAAAUCAUGGGGAAAUUUCUCUUACAACAGAGAUAUCAGCCAAUGUGAAGGUUCUCAGGCCAACAAGUCUGCUUCAGAGGAUGUGGUCAGUAGUUUGACUAGUGCCAUUUCAGGCAUCAGAGAAUCUACUGGAGUGGACAUGAUCUUACCAUCUGUACACAUUGGUCUUCUGGGUGCGGUCACCUCUAUACUUCAGCAAUGUGGACCUAAAAUUAUACCUCAACAAUGUGGACCUAAAAUAGACAAUCUGCCAACAUUAAUCAGUGAUCUACUUCCUGUCGUGUGCACUGUGUUUCUACAGAGUUUAUGGCUCCUUCCUUCCCUUGUUGAAAGUAAUGCAGCCAGCUCAGCUAACAAUAGCUCUGAGAUAACAACUAGAUCCAAACAACCAGAAUCCUUUAAUGCUCACAUAAAACUUCAAAUUGUUUGCUGUUGUCUGAUAGUGGAACUGCUUCAGCAGAGUUCAAAUCUUAGCAGCUCAUUGGCUGUCAUCCAAGAGCAUGGUAUUGUGUCUUCUCUCCUGACUACAGCUGAAGCUCUCAUGAAAGCCAAGCAAGGCAUCUCUUUCAUUUAUACUGCUUUCCUGCUAUUGAUAGAGAUCGCCAACACAGAAAUGGGUGCCAAUAUGUUGCUGAAUAGCAACGUGACCUCACACUUAUGUUUAGUUUUGACCACAUGUUACUCCAGUGAGGAUGCUUUUCAACCCAGGAACAUUUUGUCUAAAGCGUUCACCAGCUCACGUUCAUUAACUGUCACCUGGCACUCAUUGUAUUGCCUUAGUCUUGACUUAUUUUCUGUCAUGCUCUAUGUAUUGGGUUUUUCUUUUUUGGAGGAUGCCCUCAAUAUAGUUGGAGUUCACCAGGCCAGGAUGCAGCAGUCUUUGCUAUCUGUAAGUAUGAACAUGAGUAAGUCUGUACUACAAGAGGCACAAGCUACACUGAACUUUAUAAAACAAUUGUGUGUCUAUCAGAAGCAGUGGAGGUUUCACUUACCCAAUGUCAUGGCUAAGUUAAUGGGUGCAUUGAUGGAUUUAGUACAUUCCUAUGUGGCUUUGAUGAUCAGACCCAGGUAUCUACAGCUCCUACUAGAUCAUCACAAAGUACAGGACAGUGCUGGCAAAGCAGAGUCAUUGCUGCAGGCACCAACCUAUCUCCAGCACCAAAGUUCAUUGGAUGAUGUAGAACAACCAACUGGUAAACUGGUGGAUGCACAGAACAGUAUGCUGAAACUGGUUGGCCAGUGUCUUUUCUGUUUGAAAUAUUUCACACCUAGUUUGCCAGAAGUUCUUUGUGACCAGGGUAUUGAUGUGUCUGACUGGGAACCAAUACUAAGUCUUGGCUUUGGAACGCCCUCUUUAGAUGGAGACAGAAAUGGACUGACCUUUGGCACUUUGAUAAACUGUGUUAAUGUGUGUGUUCGACAUCUGGUUAAGAAUGACACUAAGUUAUCACCACAUAGAAGCUCACCUGAGGAUGCCAACUCAUCUCAAGUAUCCAAAAAUGUGGUUCAUCUGGUGUUAGAACUGUCCCUGGAUCUACUCAUGUCUCAAGCAUGCAGGUAUCUGCGGGAUCCAGAACUGGCAGCUAGAGAUUGUCAGUUUCUAAAACGAGAGUUGGGCACAGAAUUGAAUUCCUGUUUGUCUCCACUACAUCGUCAGUUACGUCGGGGUGCUGACAGAUCCUUGUCACUGACACCUCCCCAGCACCAGUCAGGGGUUCCAACCACAACAAGCGCUGGAGUUCUUACUGCCAGCACACAGUCUACUGCCUCUCCAUCAACACCUCAACUCAGCCGGUCAGUUUCUCAAACCCUGACUGGACCCCAAGACCCAUCCUACAUUCGACUGGUCCAGGCAUUUGUACAAAAAGUUUUAAAGUGAUAGAGGGGCUAUAGUAUGUGUCAGUAGCAGCAGAUUCCAUUUUGGGUUUUGCAGCUUUGAAUCUACAAAAUCAGAAGCUCUGAUACUCUGAAACAUACUGCAAACCUUAAAAUAUUUAAAUCUACCAAUCUAAAAUAAACCUUUGAGCAACACUAAACAUUUGUACAGUAAUUAUUUACUUUUCAAGUCUACAGUAUUUAAAACUUAGUACCUGAUCAUGUUACUAAAUAGAUUUGUAAUGCUCAAUUCAAACGGUCAUGGAAACUUCAAGUUUUAUCAAACCAUCAAGAUGUUUAUUUUUUUUUUUUUACUUUACAUCAAGUUCAUUGUAUAUUCUGUUGUACUGAAUGCUGAGAAUGAAAGCUCUGUUUGACUGUAGAAUGGAAUGUCAAUUGGAAUGCCUGUUGAUAUUGUUGUGCUGUAAGCAUUCUUACAGAAAAUAAAAUGUUUGCUACAUAAGACUA